AUGAGGCCUAUACUAUUAUCCGGACAUGAGCGUGCGCUCACCCAGGUCCGCUACAAUGCCGAUGGCGAUCUCAUCUUCUCCGUAUCCAAGGAUAACCAAGUCUGUGUUUGGUUCUCCCAUAAUGGCGAGCGUCUCGGUACCUACAAGGGCCACGUAGGUGCCAUCUGGACCGUCGAUGUCGACCCUACGAGCACGAUCGCCGCAUCCGGUUCCGCCGACAACACCAUUCGCCUCUGGGAGGUAAAGACCGGAAAGUGUAUCAAGACCUGGGAGUUCCCCACCGCCGUCAAGCGAGUCGAGUUCAAUGAGGACGCCACCCAGAUCCUGGGCGUCACGGAGAAGCGAAUGGGUUACCUCAGCAACAUCAUCGUGUUCGACGUCACCAUAGAUCCCGAGGCCGAGCAGACCGACGAGAGGGCGCUUACCAUCGUUUGCGACCGAAGCAAGGCGACUGUGGCCGGUUGGAGCUAUAUGUCCAAGUAUAUUAUUGCUGGACACGAGGACGGAUCGGUCUCUCAGUAUGAUGGCAAGACUGGAGAACUUAUCAUGAACUUCGCCAUCCACGAUCUCAACCAACCUAUCACCGAUCUCCAGUGGUCCGCUGACCGAACCUACUUCAUCACUGCCUGCAAGGACAAGACCUCCAAGCUCAUCUCCGCUAAGGAUCUCGAGGUCCUCAAGACCUACCCCAGUGAUACCCCCCUCAACAGCGCCUGCAUGACCAGGAAGAAGGACUUCGUCAUUCUCGGUGGUGGUCAGGCCGCCAUGGACGUCACCACGACCGCCGCUCGCCAGGGUAAAUUCGAGGCUCGAUUCUACCACAAGAUCUUCGAGGACGAGAUUGGCCGUGUCCGUGGUCACUUCGGUCCCUUGAACACUGUUGCCGCCGACCCGACCGGCAAGAGCUACUGCAGUGGAGGAGAGGACGGAUACGUGCGAGUGCACCACUUCGACAAGGGUUACUUCGACUUCCUUUACGAAGUUGAGCGCGAGCGCCUCAACAGGAGUCCGUAA
Molecule: messenger RNA, 1014 nt
Organism: Scedosporium apiospermum
Lineage: Eukaryota; Fungi; Ascomycota; Sordariomycetes; Microascales; Microascaceae
Exons: 5
Coding region: 1-1014 (337 amino acids)
Biological process (GO): cytoplasmic translational initiation
Cellular component (GO): cytoplasm; eukaryotic translation initiation factor 3 complex, eIF3m
Molecular function (GO): RNA binding; protein binding; translation initiation factor activity
Source: RefSeq, a predicted model, not a curated record